This is a messenger RNA of Ornithorhynchus anatinus (platypus), 2541 nucleotides long. It is a transcript of the gene PDE6C, whose product is annotated as phosphodiesterase 6C. The coding region runs from base 1 to 2541 and encodes 846 amino acids. NCBI's taxonomy places the organism in Eukaryota, Metazoa, Chordata, Mammalia, Monotremata, Ornithorhynchidae. The transcript has 22 exons. Gene Ontology annotation, molecular function: protein binding; 3',5'-cyclic-nucleotide phosphodiesterase activity. The record is from RefSeq and is a predicted model, not a curated record. Gene Ontology annotation, biological process: signal transduction; visual perception.
AUGGGGGAGAUGAGCAGAGAUGAGGUGGAGAGAUUCCUGGAGAACAACCCCCAGUUCGCCAGAGAGUUCUUCGACAAGAAAAUGCGGACGGAGGUCCUGCGAGACCUUUUCCGGGGCAACGUGGGGCCUGUGAAGGACAGCGUCUCCUUUAGGGAGAUGACCCAGCUGGAGGAGUCGUCCCUGCUCUUUGAGAUUCUCCUGGACAUGCAGGAUGAGGCAAUCACCAUGGAGAUGGUGGUCCACAGAGUCCUGAGGAGACUGGCCCAGCUGUUGAGCGCCGACCGCUGCAGCCUGUUCAUCUUCCGCUCCCGGAAUGGCAUCCCCGAAGUGGCCACCCGGCUGCUCGACGUCACGCCCGCUUCCAAGUUCGAGGAGAAUCUGGUGGCCCCGGACAACGAGGUGGUCUUCCCUCUGGACAUCGGGAUCGUGGGCUGGGCGGCUCACACCAAGAAGUCCUUCAACGUUCCGGAUGUGACCAAGAACAACCAUUUCUCAGACUUUCUGGACAGACAAACCGGCUACACCACCAAGAACCUGCUGGCAACCCCGCUGGUGAUGGCCAAAGAAGUCCUGGCGGUCGCCGUGGCCGUAAACAAAACGGACGGCCUUGGGUUCUCGGAACAGGACCAAGAGGUGUUUACCAAGUACCUGAAUUUUGCAUCGCUCAGCCUGAAGCUGAACCACACCACCUACCUGUACAAUGUGGAGUCAAGGAGAAGCCAGGUCCUCUUGUGGUCUGCCAAUAAGGUGUUUGAGGAACUCACAGACAUCGAGCGCCAGUUCCACAAAGCCCUGUACACCAUCCGUGCGUACCUGAACUGCGAGCGGUAUUCCGUCGGCCUGCUGGACAUGACCAAGGACAAGGAGUUCUAUGACGAGUGGCCCAUCAAGCUGGGAGAAGUGGAGCCGUAUAAAGGGCCCAGGACCCCAGACGGACGGGAAAUCCUCUUUUAUAAGAUAAUUGAUUAUAUUUUACAUGGAAAAGAAGAAAUCAAAGUCAUCCCGAGCCCCCCCGCAGACCACUGGUCCCUGGUGAGCGGACUGCCGACGUACGUCGCUGAAAAUGGAUUUAUCUGCAACAUGAUGAAUGCCCCAGCGGACGAAUACUUUACGUUCCAGAAGGGACCUGUGGAUGAAACAGGCUGGGUCAUCAAAAAUGUCCUGUCCUUGCCGAUCGUCAACAAAAAAGAAGAGAUUGUGGGGGUCGCCACAUUCUACAACCGAAAGGACGCAAAGCCCUUCGAUGAGUACGACGAACAGAUCACCGAGACGCUGACCCAGUUUCUUGGCUGGUCGGUUUUGAACACUGACACCUACGACAAGAUGAAUAAGCUGGAAAACAGAAAGGAGAUCGCCCAGGAAAUGCUCAUGUACCAGACUAAGGCCACCGCCGAUGAGGUUAUGUCCAUACUGAAAUACAAAGAAAAACUGAACAAGGACACGAUAGAAGACUGUGAAGAGAAACAGCUCAUCAGAAUUCUGAAAGAGGAGCUGCCCGACCCAAAGGAGGUGGAGCUGUACGAAUUCCGCUUCAGUGACUUUCCCGUGACGGAGCACGAACUGAUCAAGUGCGGAAUCCGACUCUUCUUCGAGAUCAACGUUGUGGAGAAGUUCAAAGUGCCAGUGGAGGUUCUCACCAGGUGGAUGUACACGGUGAGAAAAGGCUACCGCAGCAUCACCUAUCACAACUGGAGACACGGCUUCAACGUGGGUCAGACCAUGUUCACCCUGCUCAUGACGGGCAGACUCAAGAAGUACUACACCGACCUGGAAGCCUUCGCCAUGGUGGCCGCGGCUUUCUGCCACGACAUCGACCACCGGGGCACCAACAACCUGUACCAGAUGAAAUCGGCUGCCCCCUUAGCGAGGCUCCACGGAUCCUCCAUCAUGGAACGACACCACCUGGAGUACAGCAAGACUCUGCUACAGGAUGAGAGCCUGAACAUCUUCCAGAACCUCAACAAGCGCCAGUUUGAAACCGUGAUUCAUUUAUUUGAAGUGGCCAUCAUAGCUACAGACCUGGCUUUGUAUUUCAAGAAGAGAACCAUGUUCCAGAAGAUCGUGGAUGCCUGCGAGAAGCUCGACACCGAGGAAGAGGCAAUCAAAUACAUAUCGAUCGAUCCAACCAAAAAGGAAGUUAUAAUGGCGAUGAUGAUGACUGGGUGUGAUCUGUCGGCCAUCACGAAGCCAUGGGAGGUUCAGAGCCAGGUGGCCCUCAUGGUGGCUAACGAGUUCUGGGAGCAGGGAGACCUGGAGCGGACGGUGCUCCAGCAGCAGCCCAUCCCCAUGAUGGACAGAAACAAAGGAGAUGAACUCCCGAAGCUUCAGGUUGGAUUCAUUGACUUUGUGUGCACCUUCGUCUACAAGGAAUUCUCCAGGUUCCACAAGGAAAUCACGCCCAUGCUGGACGGGCUGCAGAAUAACAGGGUGGAGUGGAAAUCACGGGCGGACGAGUACGAUGCCAAGAUGAAGGUGUUGGAAGAAGAAAAGAAAAAGCAGGAGGAGGAAGCAGCCAAAAAAGGUGGAAAGGGUCGAAAAUAA